CAUCCUCUUUCGUCCUCUCCUCUCCGGCGAUGACGAAGCGCCGCUUCAGCGACAACGAAUGCGACGGCGGCGCCGGCAUCGGAGACCGUAAGGAGGAAGUGAAGCAGGAGAAUUCUCGGAAGAAUGGUUCGGUGUUCGAGGCCAGUGGAGAAGAAGCGGCGAAUGAUGACCUGGAAGUUGAGGAGGCUGCCAAGCCGAUCGGUAUGCCGGUUAGGGUUUCGGGGAAAGGGAGGAACAGGAAUUUGCACUUUGAGUCAUUUGAACACUAUGGCAAUGUUUACAAACUCAAUGAUAAUGUGCUCUUGUCGCCGGAGCAUGUAAAAGAGAAGCCUUACAUCGCCAUUAUUAAGGACAUAACCCAAGAUGUAAAUGGCAGUGUGAUGGUUACUGGGCAGUGGUUUUACCGCCCUGAAGAAGCAACUAAAGAGGGAGGUGGGACCUGGCAAGGAAGAGAUACCAGAGAAAUCUAUUUCAGCUCCCACAUUGAUGAGCUUCCUGCAGAAUGUGUGAUGCACAAGUGUGUCAUUCAUUUCAUUCCAAUGCACAAGCAACCACCAAUUCGUACAGAGUAUCCAGGUUUCAUUGUGCAAAAGUUUUAUGAUACUCUUCAGAAGAAGCUAUGGAAAUUAAAUGAGUAUGAUCUUGACGAUGAUGUGAAACGUGAGAUCACUCGUCUUGUUAAUGAAACUAGAAAGCGUUUAGGAGAACUUCCAGAUAUUGUUGAAGAUGCUCCUGCUAGUGUGAAGGAUAAGCUGAAGGGCAAAUUCCAAAUCAGGAGUCCGGCCCCACCUCCUCCUAAUGCUUUGAGAGGUGGAAUGACUGUGGCAUCUAGCCAUGGAGUGAAGGUGGAUUCACCUAGUGCUUCUAUUCCUGAUGUCUCCAAGUACCUUAAUAUUCUAGUUAAAUUCAAAGCUGAGACUGGAGUUGCAAACCGAGACAAGUGGUUAGCAAAGCUUCUCCAAGUAAUCGAGCCUUCAUGCAACUUGAAAGAAUAUCAGUCAGCAGAGAAAAGCACUAAUGAAAAUGGCAAUGGUUUUGGAAGAAUUUGUUGGCCAGACACUGCUGUAUCUGCGAUUGCAGCACUUGAAAAAGCUUCAUUUGACGCCUUUUCUUCUGAUUUCCAAAAAUAUAACCAGAAGAUGCGGCAAUUGGAUUUCAAUCUAAAGGGAGUACUAGCUAGGCGUCUGCUGAACAAGGAGCUGGACCCUGCAGUCAUCAUAAACAUGCUUCCAAAUGAACUAAAGGAUGGCUUCACUGCACAAGAGAAAACAUCAAAGGAGCCUGACGUGUCAAAAAAAAUGCAGAUGACUGAUGCUCGCUGUCCAAGGUGCAUGGAGAAGAAAGUUGGUGUUGCAAGUAUCAUCCAGACUGCAGGACAUAUGGACCGGUACCAGCUGGAAUGCAAUGGCUGCGGCCGCACAUGGUAUACCUCACGCGAUGCCGUCUCAUUUUUAACAACAGAUUCACCCACAAACACCGCAAAACCAAACUGAGCACCACCAGCCACCGUGACGCUUGUAAAUGACAGCGAAAGCUUGAGAAGCCACCCCUUGUUGUUCUUCUUCAAAACUGCAUAGAUGCAAAUUUGCUUGUGUAACAAAAGUAGAAAACUAUGACUUCUAAAUGCUGGUAGAUAACAGUUGUGUUUUUCAUUGGUAGACUCCUGUGCAUACAAUAGGUGGUACUGACUUUAAGGACAACGGCUAACUCUUUAUAGACAGUUUUUUUUUUGCUUUGUGGAUGUUCUCUUGAUUAUCUGCACAGCUUAUGAAUUCAAUGCUAGCUCUGAUUUUCAUUUCUA
Dioscorea cayenensis subsp. rotundata (Guinea yam) is the source of this 1801-nucleotide messenger RNA. RefSeq lists its product as uncharacterized. Lineage: Eukaryota; Viridiplantae; Streptophyta; Magnoliopsida; Dioscoreales; Dioscoreaceae. Gene Ontology annotation, molecular function: chromatin binding. Gene Ontology annotation, biological process: DNA-templated transcription. The record is from RefSeq and is a predicted model, not a curated record.